AUGGCGUCCAAAUUGAACACAGAGCGGAACGUCAUCAUUUUCCAUAAGUUUGACAUUUGAUUAAAAGUGAUAAAUUAAAUACUAAAUUUUGUUAUAAUUUGUGGAAACAGUGCAAAAGCCUUCAUUAAUUUAAUUUAAUUUACGUUCCUUAAGUUUAUUCUGUUUUUGUUUUCAUAUUUGCACAUUAAGCACAAUGGACUACAAAAAUGGCUCCGGUGAUAUGGGAAGCAAGGGCUCCACAUCCAAAUCCCCCCUGGAGCAAACACAAGCCGCAGUUAACGAUGUUGUUAACAUAAUGCGAGUCAAUGUUGAAAAAGUCUUAGAAAGGGACCAAAAAUUAUCAGAACUCGACGACAGGGCAGACGCCCUACAAAUGGGGGCUGCACAAUUCGAGCAACAGGCAGGCCGAUUAAAACGCAAAUACUGGUGGCAAAAUUUGAAAAUGAUGAUAAUAAUCGGUAUAAUAGGUGUAGUUCUCUUAGCAAUAAUCAUCAUAUCUCUAACGUCUUCUAACAAUUCUGAGCCGGCAGUAACAGAAAAGCCACAAUCGUAAGACUCGAGUAACAUUUUGUAUGUGCCUUCAGCUUUUAUUUUGGUAUAAAUGAAAAGACAAAUCAGCCGAUGAGAAACAAUUAUUAAUGUUAGUAAUAUAGGUGUCUUAUGUAAUGAUAGCAUUUUGUGUGAUAACAGUAAUUUUUCACGACAAUAAAAAUAAAGCACAUUUUAUAUAACAUAGUA
Messenger RNA from Ctenocephalides felis (cat flea), 738 nucleotides. Its product is annotated as synaptobrevin-1-like. NCBI's taxonomy places the organism in Eukaryota, Metazoa, Arthropoda, Insecta, Siphonaptera, Pulicidae. The transcript has 2 exons. Gene Ontology annotation, molecular function: syntaxin binding; SNAP receptor activity. Gene Ontology annotation, biological process: vesicle-mediated transport; vesicle fusion. Gene Ontology annotation, cellular component: plasma membrane; SNARE complex. The record is from RefSeq and is a predicted model, not a curated record. Bases 194 to 553 code for a protein of 119 amino acids.